Molecule: messenger RNA, 1693 nt
Organism: Cylas formicarius (sweet potato weevil)
Lineage: Eukaryota; Metazoa; Arthropoda; Insecta; Coleoptera; Brentidae
Product: fork head domain transcription factor slp2-like
Exons: 3
Coding region: 56-1090 (344 amino acids)
Biological process (GO): regulation of transcription by RNA polymerase II
Cellular component (GO): nucleus
Molecular function (GO): sequence-specific double-stranded DNA binding; DNA-binding transcription factor activity
Source: RefSeq, a predicted model, not a curated record
UUUAGUAUAAUACGACGUACGUUAAAAGAAACAUACCGGCGGUAACGAUGUAAAUAUGGUUGUUCCGCAAGGCUCGUCGCAUCCCGCCGUCGCUGCAGUGAUAACGAUGUCGAAUACGCCGCUGAAAUCGUUCACGAUUAAUUCGAUCUUGCCGGAAACCGCGCUAGACACGUGUAGUACCACGCCGGACGUGGACGGAAACGCGAGCAAACCGGAAGUUUCGUCGGAAGACGGCGACGCAAGUGAGUGCGAAUCUGAUUUGGACGUUACCGGUACCACCCCGCCACUGGAUUGUUCCGGCAAAGCGAACGACGAAGACGAGAAGGUGUCAGACGGAGAGAAGGAAAAAAAGCCCAAUGACAAACCCCCUUACAGCUAUAAUGCCCUUAUUAUGAUGGCGAUACGGAAUAGUCCCGAGAAACGACUAACAUUGAACGGAAUCUACGAAUAUAUUAUGAGAAAUUUUCCGUACUAUAGGGAAAAUAAGCAGGGUUGGCAAAAUUCGAUUAGGCACAACCUCAGUCUCAACAAAUGCUUUGUUAAGGUACCUAGGCAUUACGAUGACCCUGGCAAAGGUAACUACUGGAUGCUAGACCCAUCUGCCGAAGACGUAUUCAUUGGGGGCACUACGGGCAAACUGAGGCGAAGAUCUACGGCCGCUUCCAGAAGUCGUCUGGCAGCGUUCAAACGAUCACUGUCGGUCUACUCUCCUCUGCAACCUUGUUAUCCACCCUUUUACCCUCCGACGCCUGCCCUUCUGGCCGCUUAUUCGAGAUACAAUCCGUAUUUGCAUUCGCUACCACGAACGGCGUUGCCGGGUCAACCGAUGUUUCCUUUGGACAAAGUGCUAAGCGCGUCGGCGCCUGACUUAAGCAACAUGCCGCCGUUCUUUAGGCCGCCCACCGCCUUAUUGCAAAUGUACAAUAAUUUGAGGUUAGGAAGUCCUUUGCAAUACCCUUUGCAGUUGCCCUUCAUGAAUUUGAGUCAGCAAAAUCCAGCGUGUUCUUCGCCAACGGAUUCCGGACCUCCGCCACCACCGGUUGGCGAGGGCCUUCUGAAGCCAGUGACGGUGAUAACUAGGAACAAUUAACUAGGGGAUAGAAACGAGUGGCUGAAGUAAAUACGUAGUUGGACGCUGUAAAUAUUUUGUUAAUAAUGUACAAAAAGAUGUGGCUAGUAGAUAUUCGUGUACAUACAAGUCCGAUAUGAUUAAAGUUAUUUAUUACCAAUCGAUUGAACUUUUGGAUUUGUUACGUUACUCGAGUAAAAGUUUCUCUCGUAUCAAAUACGCAAAAAGAUCUAGAUUUGGACCGCUACGGUACAACGAAAACGUAUGUGUCCCAUUUGAGAUGUGUUUUUAUGAGGCACUCCGUUAUUAUUGAGAUGCCGGUUGUUUCUGUACUACUCUUUGCCACUUAAAAAAAUAAUAUAAUCAUAUUUCUAUAAGCACAUGUGUCAGCCACGAAGUAAAAUUAAAAAAUUGUCAAUUUUAAAAAUGAAAGUUAAUGUUUUGGCUAUAAUCUGCUAUAAGUCAAGCGCGAAAACCAAUUAUUUGUCGCAAAAGGAGGGGUUUUCAGUACAUAUCUGCAUUUCUCAGUUGGAUUUCCGUGCAAUAAGAGGCGAAAAAGAGAUCGAAAUCGGCAACUAUUUGACUCAGAAAGGGAGUUUUACGUCGAAAUCUAAUGGUUUAUUA